This is a messenger RNA of Pseudopipra pipra, 4647 nucleotides long. RefSeq names its product CD109 molecule (gene CD109). Lineage: Eukaryota; Metazoa; Chordata; Aves; Passeriformes; Pipridae. Gene Ontology annotation, cellular component: extracellular region. Gene Ontology annotation, molecular function: endopeptidase inhibitor activity. The record is from RefSeq and is a predicted model, not a curated record.
GGUAUCCCUGUGUAGAUGGAUAUAUCCCGCCGUCGGGGCGCCCCCCCCGCUCCCCCGGGCCUGCCUCGGGAACGCCCCCGCGGGUGCUGCUGCCUUGGAUCGCCUGGCGCUGGGGCAGCGCCGGCCUCUCCCUUCUCUCCCUCCCCCGCCCGCAGGCGCCUCCCGCCCGGCCACAGACACAGCCCCGGCCCUGGCCCUGCGCACAGCGGCGGAUCCCUCGGGCAGCGUGCACGGAGAGCCAUGGCGCGGUGCCGCGGCAAUGUCCGCUUCCUCCUCCUCCUCCUCCUCCUCUGCAGCGCCGCGGCAGCCGGACCUACGUUCCUUGUGGCAGUUCCCUGGAACAUCAGGCCUGGAGCAAACCUGACUGUUGGGGUAGCUCUGCUGCCGGACAGCCCAGCGCAGGUCACCGUAAGGGGAGAAGUUAUCAGAGAUAACGAGACCAUCUUGAGCAGGGAAAUGGUCUUUGAGAAAGAUUCCUUUGGGACUCUUGUUCUUCCAGUACUGCCUUUGAACAGUGCUUCUGGGAAUUAUGAAUUACUGGUGGAAGGCCGUGUUGAUGGCCGGCACAUCUUCUCUAACCGUACCAGCUUGAUGUACAUGUCAAAGAGCAUCUCCGUAUUCAUCCAGACUGAUAAAUCUAUGUACAAACCAGGACAAGAUGUGCUGUUUCGGGUUGUUACUGUGUAUCCUGAUCUAAAACCUUACAAAGUGCCUCUGAAUAUAUAUAUCCGAGACCCUCGGAAGAAGUUGAUUCAGCAGUGGUUGAUGGAGGAAGGUGAUUUGGGUGUACUUUCCAAAAAAUUUCAGUUAUCAAUGAACCCUCCCCUAGGAGACUGGUCCAUAGAGGUGGAAGUGAACGGUCAAGUUCAUUAUCAAAGAUUUAAAGUGAUGGAAUAUGUUUUACCAAAAUUUGAUGUCAUGAUAACAACACCAUUAUACUACUCUCUGAGAGAUGAAGAUGUAACUGGUGUUGUCACUGCCAAGUACACGUAUGGAAAGCCAGUAAAAGGAACUGUAACAGUCACAUGCCUUUCUGUCUCCUACUGGACAAACAAGAGAAAUAUAACAAUAACAAUGGAGAUAAAAGGAUCUGUGAAUGUAACCUGUAACAAACUUAUGUUGCAAAACUUGAAUGCUGAGCAGUCGUGGCACCAAGGUGAUAGUGAUUACACAGAGCCAAUAGAAAUGAUUGCGGUGGUCACUGAGUCACUCACAGGAAUUUCCCAAAAUUCAAGUACCAUCAUAUUUCCAAAGCAAAGUGAUUAUUUUAUUGAAUUUCUGGACUACUCUAGAGUUAUAAAACCUUCUCUGAACUUCAUAGCUACUCUAAAGGUGUCACGUUCCGAUAGCAACCAGCUCACAGCUGAAGAGAGACAGAAUUUUGUAACAGUCACUGCACAACAGUCAGAUCUGCUUUUUCACCACUCUUCACUUUCUCACCUUGAAAAUGAGGCAACAGAGGAGAGAAAUCUGACAGUCCGUGUCCUGAAUUACACAGUCCCAGAAAAUGGAAUAAUUGAUAUUGAGUUUCCAAUCCUGUAUGAUACAAAAACUCUGAGAGUUCAGGCAGAGUUCCUCAGCAGCAGGACUGACAUAGGUGUUUAUGAUGUGUUCAGCUCCCCCAGCCAGACUUACCUCCAGGUUAAAACAAAGAGCCAGGAUAUAAAGGUUGGGAAGCCUUUUGAGCUGAGCAUUGCAAGCAACAAGCCAGUGAGAGAGUUCCACUAUCUGGUAUUAUCUAAGGAACAAAUUAUGGGUUUUGGCACGAAGUCUACAAAAACAUUCACUUUAACAGCAGAAAAUUCCUGGGCUCCUUUGGCAUCUAUACUUGUAUUCUAUGUUGAUGAGCUUGGAGUAGUUGUAAAUGAUGCUCUCACUGUCCCCAUCCAGCCUGUUUUGGAUGACAAGAUUAAAAUCUCUUGGAGCAAAGAUAAGGUCAAGCCAUCUGAGAAAGUCUCCCUUAAAAUUAGUACAACAGAACCAGGAUCAAUAAUUGGACUUGCAGUUGUUGAUAAAAGUACAAAGCUUCUAGGAGAAAGUAGUGACCUAACAGAAGAUGCUGUCCUCCAUGAGCUCAAUUUAUACAGCACAGUGCAGUAUUUUCCCCUGGUCAGAGGUUCUUUUGGUGUAUUUCAGAAAUGCAGCCUUUGGGUAUCAACUGAUGCAAUUCUUGAGGAAGAUAAGGAACAUUUUCUUUAUGGCGGAAUGAUACCCAUAGAAGAUGGUUUUGGUGAUGAUAUGCCAGUAUCUAAAAAUGGACCUCCUGAUUUCAGCAAUCUGUAUGUGAGGACACAUUUUCCAGAGACUUGGCUUUGGAUCGACACUAAAACUAGAUCUGACACAGAAACCACAAUGGAAGUCAUUGUACCUGAUACCAUCACAUCCUGGAUUGCCAGUGCUUUUGUGAUGUCUGAAAACAGCGGGCUUGGAGUGACAACAGCUCCAGUGGAGCUAGAAGCUUUUCAACCUUUUUUCAUUUUCCUGAACCUUCCAUACUCCAUCAUCAGAGGAGAGCAGUUCAUUUUGGAAGUGAACAUCUUUAAUUAUUUGAAAGAAGAAGCUGAGGUUACUGUGAUCCUGGAUAUGAAUGAUGCUUUUGAAAUUAUUCUAACAUCAAAUGAAAUAAAUGCUACAGAAAAUCGACAGUCUAUAUCUGUACCAAGUGAAGAUGGCAAAACUGUUCAAUUCCCAAUCAAGCCGAAACAGCUGGGAGAGAUUCCCAUCAAAGUGACAGCAAUAUCAUCUGCUGCUUCUGAUGCUAUCAUUCAGAAAGUUUUAGUAAAGGCUGAAGGAUUGGAACAAACAUAUUCUCAGACAGUUCUUUUGGAUUUGACUGGGAAUAAGCGACAAUCAGUGUCAAAAGCUUUGGAUUUCACUUUUCCUUCUGACGUUGUAAGUGACAGUGAGAGAGUGCAGAUCACUGCUGUUGGUGAUUUACUUGGGCCUUCUAUCAACGGUUUGUCAUCACUGAUUAAGAUGCCUUAUGGCUGCGGUGAACAGAAUAUGAUCAACUUUGCUCCGAAUGUUUAUGUUUUGCAAUACCUGACUAAAACCAGGCAGCUGAGAGAGGAUAUUAGAUCAAAAGCUGUAUCAUUUAUGAGAAAAGGCUACCAAAGAGAGCUGCUUUUCCAGAGGGAUGAUGGCUCUUUUAGUGCCUUUGGAAAUGAAGAUCCCUCUGGGAGCACAUGGUUAUCAGCUUUUGUAUUAAGAUGUUUCCUUCAAGCUCGUCCGUUCAUAGAUAUUGAUGAAGAUGUGCUCAUGGAUACAGCUAAAUGGAUUGUCCGUCAUCAGAAAUUAAAUGGAGAGUUUCAUGAGCCUGGGAAAGUGUUACACAGUGAUCUUCAAGGAGGCAGCAAUAAUCCAAUUACUCUCACAGCUUACAUCAUGUCCUCCCUCCUAGGGUUCCCAGAUAAACAGCAUGCUUAUGCCAUCAAGACUGCUACAAACUUUCUAGAAGAUAAAUUAGAAGAAGGUAUUUCAGAUAAUUACACUUUGGCACUUGUGACGUAUGCAUUGUCCUGGGCAAAAAGUACAAAAGCGAAAGAAGCACUGAAUAUGCUGAACGAGAGAGCAGAACACCAAGGUGAAUUUCGUUUCUGGAUAACACCUGCUUCUGAAAUUUCUGAUUCAUGGCAGUCACGGUCCAUUGAUAUUGAACUUGCAGCAUAUGCUCUGCUCUCUCACUUUCAUCAAGACAGAUUAGCAGAGGGGAUCCCUAUUAUGAAAUGGUUAAGUCAUCAAAGAAAUCACCUUGGGGGAUUUUCAUCUACUCAGGACACAGUGGUGGCUCUGCAAGCCUUGAGUCUAUUUGCAGCUCUCACUACUGCAGGCAAAACAGAAAUGGAUAUAACAGUGACAGCACCUUCUUUGGAAAUACCAGAAACAUUUUCAAUUGAUACUCGAAACCGUUUUCUGCUCCAGAGCAAGGAGAUUGCCCCUGCACAAUCAAUGACACUUACAGUGUCAGCAGAAGGAAUGGGAUUUGCUGUCUUUCAGCUCAAUGUUAUGUACAACAUAAAACACACUGAUCAGAGGCUCAGAUAUGUCCAAAAGCAAGAAGCCUUUGACUUGAAUGUUGAUGUAAAGGAUGACAAAGAUGAUAAAAACCAUUUGACCUUGAAUGUGUGCACAAGGUACUUUGGUUCAGGCACAGCUUCCCGCAGUGGUAUGGUCCUCAUGGAGGUUGGCUUACUCAGUGGUUUCUCUGUGUCACCAGAUUUUGUUCCAUUAGACAAUACAGUUAAGAAGAUGGAAAAAGACAAUGGAAAAGUCAACCUAUACUUAGACUCUCUAAAUGCAACACAGGUUUGUGUGGAUAUUCCGUCUACAAGAGACUUCAAAGUGGCAAAUAUCCAAGAUGCUUCAGUGACUGUGGUGGAUUACUAUGAACCUAGGAGAAGAGCGGUGAGGAGCUACAACUCGGAAGUAAUGCAAAGUAUAACCUCUUGUGACUUUUGUGAAAGGGAUUGCAGUCUUUGCCACCGAGAUGGUUCUCCAGCCUUGCUUCAGCACUCUUCGUUGGCCUCCUUGUUCUGUGUGCUGUUUGUCCUUCAUGUAAACUUGCUGUGCAGUUGGGUGCUGUAAAAGGAAACAUAUUGUUUCACAUCUAAGGUUUCCAUAAAUUAUCCAAAGAAAAUUUUAUGUUCA